UCUUUCUAACGCCACGUUCUUCUCGCUCGCGCGCUGUCAAAAGCAAGAAACAAAAAUAAAAAAAGUAAACUGCGGGCUGGUUCGGGUUUAUUUUUCGGUAAAAAUUUCACAGAAAAAUGGAUUCCGAAGACGCAGCACAAACAAUUUUCGAUUCGGCGUCCUCACUGGUGGAAGGCUGCCGGUUACCGGUGAAAAUGAGCGGGACUAACGAUUGGCCACUAGCAGAAAUCAUCAGCAUUAGGGAGGGAUCGGACCGGAAAUGCUAUUACUACGUACAUUAUGUAGAUUUUAACAAACGAUUAGACGAAUGGGUAACGGAAGAGUAUCUGGAUAUGCGCAAAGUACAGUUCCCCCGCAAAGACGGGAUGACGACGGGACAGAACACCGGUGUGACGACACCGAAACGAUUACCUCCCGCCCUUACCUGCUCCCGACCUGCCAGUCCCGUCCAAACGCCGGAAAUUACGGUAAACGGAGGUGCCGUGCUGGAGGCGGCGCUGCAGAAAAAAAUCAGCCGCAAACGCAAAGCGACCUCCACCGAAAACGAAGACUCGGAAGAUGUCCCAUCGACGCCGACCCCGCGCCAAUCGGGCAGCAUGGUGGCGCACCACGACGAUGUGGUGACGCGGAUGAAAAACGUGCAGUUAAUCGAGCUCGGUCGGCAUCGAAUCAAACCCUGGUACUUUGCACCAUACCCGCAAGAAAUGUGCACCAUGUCGUGUAUCUACAUCUGCGAGUUCUGUCUGAAGUACCGCAAGAGUCGCAAAUGUCUCGAGCGUCACACGAAAAAGUGCAACCUACGGCAUCCGCCCGGGAACGAGAUCUAUCGCAAAAGCACGAUCAGCUUCUUCGAGAUCGAUGGGAGGAAAAACAAAAGCUACGCUCAAAACCUCUGCCUGCUCGCGAAGCUGUUUCUCGAUCAUAAAACGCUCUACUACGACACGGAUCCAUUUCUGUUCUACGUAAUGACCGAGUACGAUACGCGCGGGUUCCACAUCGUCGGGUACUUCUCGAAAGAGAAGGAAAGCACUGAAGAUUAUAACGUAGCGUGCAUAUUAACUAUUCCACCGUACCAACGAAAAGGUUACGGAAAGCUACUAAUAGAAUUUAGUUAUGAAUUGUCCAAAUUCGAAGGGAAAACGGGUUCACCGGAGAAGCCAUUGUCCGAUUUAGGUUUACUGUCGUACCGCAGCUAUUGGGCGCAAACGAUACUAGAAAUAUUAAUCCUCCAAAAGCCAACAGGAGACAACGAAAAACCACAAAUAACGAUAAACGAAAUAUGUGAACUAACCAGUAUAAAGAAGGAGGACGUCAUCUCGACGCUGCAAAUACUGAAUCUAAUCAACUACUAUAAGGGCCAGUACAUCAUCUGUAUCAAUAAGGAAACGAUUGAGCAGCACAAAAAGGCGAUGGAGAAGCGAAAGAUUCGCAUCGAUUCGAAGUGUCUCCACUGGACGCCCAAGGAUUGGUCGAAGCGAUCGAAAUGGUAAAGCGCCAAUUAGUGUUUACCAAUCAAUCAAAGGAGCCACAGACUGUUUAGCGGCGUCAAGAUGUUCUCUGUACGCUGGGAAGGAGUUGUUUCUUCUGAUGAUCUCCUUUCUUGCAUAUAUGUAUGUUUGUGUGUGUGUAUGCGUGCGUAAACCUAGAUGAGUAAGCUUUUCGAUUAGGAAAUGUCGAGCGCAAGCGCAGGACGAAGUGGAAGCUACGCACACGCAGCUUUUUCUCGGUCGUGAAAAAGAAGAGAUAGGAAGGCGCGCCAUAGUGUGUGUGGGUACGUAGGGAGAGGUGAGAGGCGGUAAAAUAUGGUACAAGAAAACUCCGAUGCUGAAGAAAAAUGGUAUUGAUAA
This is a messenger RNA of Anopheles funestus (African malaria mosquito), 1847 nucleotides long. It is a transcript of the gene Tip60, whose product is annotated as histone acetyltransferase Tip60. Lineage: Eukaryota; Metazoa; Arthropoda; Insecta; Diptera; Culicidae. Gene Ontology annotation, biological process: regulation of DNA-templated transcription. The transcript is spliced from 5 exons. The record is from RefSeq and is a predicted model, not a curated record. The coding region runs from base 117 to 1490 and encodes 457 amino acids. Gene Ontology annotation, molecular function: histone acetyltransferase activity.